AUGAGGAUGGGUUCAUGGAUAUCGAAUUUAAAGAUAGUUUUAAGGAAGAAGAAAUCAAGAUCUUUAUGAAAGUAUUAAAAAAGAUAGUCGAACAUGGAGAAAGUAAAAAGAAUGAAUAUCAAAAUAUCAAGUCUACAUCCUUCUGUUCCGGUUUGACACAUCUUAAUAAAUAUGCAUUUCCAUAUUUCUCCAAAGUAUACAGCGAGUGGACUAUACGCAAGAAAACUGAUGAGAGGAUAAGUAGGAUCACUAAAGAAAACAAUAUGCUAAAACGUAAACUUAAUGUAAGAGAUAAUGACAAAGAGAUAAAUUCAUCUGAUGAAGGUGACACAGAAAAUAACAAUGAUAGACUUGAAUCAAGAUCCAAGACUGUUAAAAAUAGCGCAAAGAAACAGAUCCCAACAAAACAUGAUCUAUUACGUUUUAGAUAUCCAGAUCUAGGUAAUGGUACGGGAUUAAAAGCGGGAGAUAUCUAUGCAAUAGGAGAGAUAAUCGAUGAA
This is a messenger RNA of Racocetra persica, 500 nucleotides long. Lineage: Eukaryota; Fungi; Glomeromycota; Glomeromycetes; Diversisporales; Gigasporaceae. The record is from the annotation of a GenBank genome assembly.